Callithrix jacchus (white-tufted-ear marmoset) is the source of this 5567-nucleotide messenger RNA. RefSeq names its product parvin beta (gene PARVB). Gene Ontology annotation, molecular function: actin binding. Gene Ontology annotation, cellular component: actin cytoskeleton; lamellipodium; cytoplasm. The record is from RefSeq and is a predicted model, not a curated record. NCBI's taxonomy places the organism in Eukaryota, Metazoa, Chordata, Mammalia, Primates, Cebidae. Gene Ontology annotation, biological process: substrate adhesion-dependent cell spreading; actin cytoskeleton organization; lamellipodium assembly.
CCUGUUGCGCUGCUCCCCGGAUUCCACACCACUAGCUGAGCGGGGCAGGGCCCAGGGCUCCAACCGGGGGGAAAAGGCUGCGCCGCUCCCGGAGUGGCCCCGUUUCCCUUCUCUGAGCGUGAGCGGCGGCGCGGGACCCAGACGGCUCUGCCGGGGACCAGCAGGCCUCGGGCAUCCGGGCCAGGAGCGGGAGCGCGGGGCGGGGGUUGGGGGUGGGGGUGGCCGGCGGCGGGGCCGCGCCCUCGGCCACUCCCCGGGGCAACCGGGCGGCUCCACACGCGCUGCGCCCGCCGCCGGCCCCACGCGCGGCCCAUGUCCUCCGCGCUGCGCUCGCCCACCCCGCGGCCCCGCAGGAUGAAGAAAGACGAGUCGUUCCUGGGCAAGCUGGGCGGCACCCUGGCCAGAAAGCGGAGGGCGCGCGAGGUGAGUGACCUGCAGGAAGAAGGCAAGAAUGCCAUCAACUCGCCGAUGUCCCCUGCCCUGGCGGAUAUUCACCCUGAAGACACCCAGCUCGAGGAGAACGAGGAACGCACGAUGAUUGACCCCACCUCCAGGGAUGACCCCAAAUUCAAGGAACUGGUCAAGGUCCUCCUCAACUGGAUUAACGAUGUGCUGGUGGAGGAGAGGAUCAUUGUGAAGCAGCUGGAAGAAGACCUGUAUGACGGCCAAGUGCUGCAGAAGCUCUUGGAAAAACUGGCAGGAUGCAAACUGAAUGUGACUGAGGUGACACAGUCGGAAAUAGGGCAGAAACAGAAGCUGCAGACGGUGCUGGAAGCAGUACAUGACCUGCUGCGACCUCGCGGCUGGGCGCUCCGGUGGAGUGUGGACUCAAUUCACGGGAAGAACCUGGUGGCCAUCCUGCACCUGCUAGUCUCUCUGGCCAUGCACUUCAGGGCCCCCAUCCGCCUUCCUGAGCAUGUGACUGUGCAGGUGGUGGUUGUGCGGAAGCGGGAAGGCCUGUUGCAUUCCAGCCACAUCUCGGAGGAGCUGACCACAGCCACAGAGAUGAUGAUGGGCCGGUUUGAGCGGGACGCCUUCGACACGCUGUUCGACCACGCCCCGGACAAGCUCAGCGUGGUGAAGAAGUCUCUCAUCACUUUUGUGAACAAGCACCUGAACAAGCUGAAUCUGGAGGUGACGGAACUGGAGACCCAGUUUGCAGAUGGCGUGUAUCUGGUUCUGCUAAUGGGCCUCCUGGAAGACUACUUUGUUCCUCUCCACAACUUCUACCUGACCCCGGAAAGCUUCGAUCAGAAGGUCCAUAAUGUGUCCUUCGCCUUUGAGCUGAUGCUGGACGGAGGCCUGAAGAAACCCAAGGCUCGCCCUGAAGACGUGGUGAACUUGGACCUGAAAUCCACACUGAGGGUUCUUUACAACCUGUUCACCAAGUACAAGAAUGUGGAGUGACGGGGGAGCUGCGGAUGGUGGCAGGAGUGUCCCAGCGGGAAAAGCACCAUCUGUCAGUGCCCUGUACCUUUCCAGGGAGGCAGGCGCCAUGGGCUUCUGGUCCCAGCUGUGUGACUGUCAUCCCCACCCCACCCUUACCCCACCCCCCAACUGGACCCCCUACCCACAUCCCAUCCCAGCCCCUCCCCCCACUCCACCCCACCUCCUGCCUCUUUUGGCUGUUGUUCUCAAUCCCCUUUCCAUGUAAUUCCCAAUGGAUGAGAGCCUUUGAAAAUGCAGGAUUCUAAACACCGGUGCUUGCGUUUGAGGCCUCGAGUCACCUCAGGUGCGUGGGAUGCUGAGUCCGUUGUUGUCUGCCUUGGCCAAAAGAUGAAAAAAAAAGCCUGAACCCCCGUCCCCUGCUGAUUGAGAGCACCCUGCAUUCUGCCUGCUGGUGCAAUUAGCGAUCACAGGCACUCAGAAGCUGCGGCAUCAGCUCUGCAGGAACGCCUGCUCCCCAAGGACCUGUGCCUGACAGCUCGACGGGGAUCUCCGGGGCUGGGCUCUCCUUGGAAGUGAGGCCUUUUUAAUAAAAGGGUUUUGCAGUUUGAAAAACUUUAAAGUGACAGAAGCUUAGAUGUGACACGAGUGUUCUCCACCCACAUUCCUGUCACUUCUUGGCUACUCCUUGUUGUUUUAAUGUAGCUUUUGCACAAACAUCCAAGACCUAGGAUGGCUCCGCUGCUGCAGUCCUCGGAAGGAGCUGUUUGCUGGGGGCAUUUCUGAAUUUCUCACUGUGGUUGAGGGGCUGGGUCUGGAGAUGGUGGUUCUAAUUGUGCUGCUGGAGACAGCGUGGGCCCGAGCUCUCCCCUUCAGAGCCCCUUUUAGGGAAUGAAUGCAUCUUCGGAAACCUUGAAACGAGGGUGUGCGUUGGUUCAUUGGCCUUGUGUAAUAAAGUGCCACAGGUGAGUUGCUCAGAUGUCAGUCAUGUCCUCAGGCCUCUUGCCUUUGCUUCUGGAUGCUGGCUUCUCCCUGUGUCUUCACAUGGUCUUCCCCGUGUGUGUCUGUGUCCUCAAUGCCUCUUUCAUUUUUAUUAUUAUUUUUUGAGACAGGGUCUCACUGUCACCCAGGAAUAAAGUGGUGCCAUCUGGGCUCACUGCAGCCUUGAUCUCCCAGGCACAAGUGAUCCUCCUACUUCAGCUUCCCGAGUAGCUGGGACCACAGGUACACACCACUAUGCCCAUCUAAUUUUUGUAUUUUCAGUACAGACAGGGUUUCACCAUAUUUCUGAGGCUGGUCUCAAACUCCUGGGCUUAAGUGACCCGCCCACCUCAGUCUCCUAAAGUGCUGGGAUUAUAGGCAUGAUCAGUCAUGCCCAAGCUGACCUCCUCUUCUUAGAAGGGGUGGCUGGGUGCGGUGGCUCACAUCUGUAAUUCCAGCACUUUGGGAGGCCAAGGCAGGUGGAUCAUGAGGUCAGGAGUUCAAGACCAUCCUGGCCAAGAUGAUGAAACCCCAUCUCUACUAAACUAUAAAAAUUAGCCAGGUGUUGUGGCGUGCACCAGUAGCCCCAGCUCAUGUAGGCUGAGGCAGGGAAUUGCUUGAACCCAGGAGGUGGAGGUUGCAGUGAGCCGAGAUUGCACCACUGCACUCCAGCCUGGUGCAACAGAGUGAAGACUCCAUCUUAAAAAAAAAAAAAAAAAAAAAAGGCUGCCGUCUCACUGGAUUAGAGCCCACUUAUAGCUCAUUUAACCUCGAUUACCUCCAUAAAGACCCUCUCUCUAAAUAUCGUCAUGCGGGAGGUGCUGUGGAUUAGGACUUGAGCAUGUGGAUUUGGGGGACGUAAUUCCCCUUGUAAUGGGAGGAUAUGAAAUGUUCAUCUCAUUCUCCCUGUAGCCCCGAGAGCAUCUUCCUUUAAAGCAUCUUAUAAAAGGAGACACUGCUCACUCGGUUACGGGCUAUUCACCCCCUCGCUCACCCCAGCUCUGGAUCGAGUCACUGCACUCCAGCCUGGGUGACAAAGUGAGGCUCUAGCUCAAAAAAAAAAAAAAAAAACAAAAAAACAAAACUGCAAUUUUCAGCCAAAAUGAGCAGUCCCAGCCCAUUCUGUGUCAUCAGAGGGGACAGGACAGUUACUCUGGGAGGAGGCUUCAGCUCCCCAGAAUUGGCGAUCCCAUCGGCCAUGCUUUCUGGGCCAGCCUCUGGUCACAGUAGGUCCCUCGCUGUGGUGCCCCCACCAUGCCCCGUCCCCAGUGCCUUCCCAGAGCUAUGACCCACCGACCCCCUGGGGUGCACCUGCUGCAAAGCGGCCCUGCCUUGGCUCCUCACAGCAUCCUCCGCAACGAGCUGGGCCUUUCUGAUUGCUCUAGCUUUUUGUCUUCCUGCUGCAGAUCAGAGCUGUUGAGUAAGUUUUAAUAUGAAAUCAAACGCCAACACGGAAGUUUUAGAAAACAGUUUAAUAUUCCCCUCAGUUCCGGCUGUUGCUAGGCUGGGGAUGGGUUCAGAAGAGCCAUUUUGAUGAGGUGGCUUCCCAGCAGGGGAAAGAAAUAAUUAAAACGGCAUUACAGUGGCUCCUGCGGGAUGCAGUGACAUUAAAGAGCCACACUGACAAAAAACCUGGUGCCGGAACGUUCUGUGCUGCCUCUGUGACACGCACAGGACCGUGGCCCCUGGAGCUCAUGGAGCAGCCCUGCCCUGUCCUGGCCUGCUCACAGUCCUGGAGAGGGCGCUGUGCCUUCCCGGGGGUCGGCAUUUGAAGAGAACAGAGCUUGGCUAGGCGUGGUGGCUCAUGCCUGUAAUCCCAGGACUUUGGGAGGCUAAGGCAGAUGGAUCACUUGGGGUCAGAAAUUCCAUACCAGCGUGGCCAACAUGUUGAAACUCCAUCUCUACUAAAACAAAAAUUAGCCAGGGGUGUGGCACAUGCCUGUAAUCCCAGCUACACAGGAGGCUGAGGCAGGAGAAUCACUUGAACCUGGGAGGUGGAAGUUGCAGUGAGCCGAGAUUGUGUUAGUGCCCUCCAGCCUGGGUGAUAGAGUGAGACUGUCUCCGAAGGAAAGAAGGAAGGAAGGAGGGAAGAAGGGAGGGAGGGAGGGAGGGCAGGAAGGAUAAAGGAAGGAGAUAAGGUCUUGCUGCAUGCGCAGGCUGGAGUGCAGUUGUCAUUCACAGACACACGUGGCACACGGCAGCCUUGAACUCCUGGGCUCAAGUUAUCCACCUGCUUCUGCAUCCCAAAUUCCCGGGACUCAGGUGGAUGCCACCACACCUGGCUUGGGUGUGAUAUUUUGUCCCAAUUCUUUUCAAACUGGUUCCAAGGUGUAGGUGUGCCCUUUGCAUACCUGGGAGGCCGCCUUAGGCUUGACUCUGCUCAUUUUUCUCCAUCUAUCAUCAGUUUGAAUCUGAAUUCACAGCCUGGCCUGGCCAGAUGCAUCGAGGGGCCGGUUCCAAGGCAGGAUUCAGGGUGAACUCGAUUCCCGUGGGCUCGGGACGAAUGGUCACUGGGGCACGAGGCCGGGGUAAGACCGCUGGUCUGCUGCAGUUCUUGGUGCUUAGUUCAGAGAAGCUCUGGGCACCACAUUUUCAGUGAAUUGUUCUUUGAAGAGGAACCCUGGUCCAUAGGAACUAAGUGAAAGCAAAACCAUGUAUCUCCACCCGUGGGGGCAGAUGUCAAGGAGGUCUCAGGUCUGCAGGGGCCGAGUGGACGCUCGGACAAGGGCGGGAAGGCAUUUGCUGAUUCUCCUCCUCUGGAUGUGCCUCUCAACCCACACCAGCUCGGGGAGCCUCCCGCAGCUUCAGUUCCCCCUUGAUUCCACACACUGUUAUGCAAGCGCAGAGCCCCGAGCCCCGCCGGGCCGCGGUGUCCUAAUUGGAGGUGGCAAAGAGCAAUUUCAUGUUAAAGCAACGAAAUCCUUUGCCCCGUUGGGUGUGCCGGUAUUUUAUUGUCUUAUUCAUUGUUUUAAGCAGUGUUUACUUUGGAUUUCUGGAUGUUAAAUAAAAGCCACGAAAACCCUGGCCCUGCUGUUGGUCAGGCCCGCCUGGCUGACCACAGGAAGCAAGCGCUUUUCGGGAGCCCACUGCCACGCCAAGCAAGCACUUCCUAAGCCAGAGAUGUGGUUAGGAAAAUGCCUCCUGGUGUCACAAUGUGCUGUUAUUUAUUCCAAUAAAGAGCUCGCGAGCAUGGGCCUGUC